AUGCCGGAGGAAGAGGAGAGUGGCCUCCUGCACCAGAGAGUCCAGGGCAAGCCCUGCCUGGAGAUCCCAGGCCUGACCCGGAUCCCGGCUUCUGGGAUGGGAACAGACCGGGAUCCUUUCAGGGUGGUACGGCCACGUAGCCGUCCAGAGACGGGAGUGCCGUGUCCUCGGCGUGCCGGCGAUGGGUGUCGCUCAGGCCUCUUCCUUUCCAUCGCGCCCAGGAAAAACUCCCUGCCCGACUUGAGGAGAUUUAGAGGAGGCAGGAAAAAAAGCCCGGAUGUUGCGCUUUCAGGAAGGCCGUCUUCGCUCCCUCCCUCCCUCUCCCUUCCCGCCUCUCACCGCUGGGCACCGAAGCAGGAAAAGGCCAGGGAGCUCUUGACGGGCUCUGCGAGAGCCGGAGAGCCUCGCCCAGCCGCCCUCCCGGUUUCUGCAAGCGUGCCUGCAAGCAACCCUCCGCUGAGCGAGGAGAUGCUGCCUCCGGGGGAGUGGAUGUGCCACCGCUGCACCGUUCGCCGAAAGAAGCGGGAGCAGAAAAAGGAGCUGGGCCACGUGAACGGCCUGGUGGACAAGGCUGGGAGAAGGACCACGUCCCCCACCAGCGAUGCGGACUACUUGGAGCGGGCGGGGGCCGGCGGAAGCCUCCGGACCCUUUCCCACGCUCGGCUCCUGGAGCGGAGAGCCAGCCGGCCCGGCACCCCGACGUCCAACGCCAGCACCGAGACCCCGAACUCGGAGCAGAACGACGUGGACGAGGACAUCAUUGACGUGGACGACUACUCGGCCCCCGCCACGGGGGAGGCAGAGGGCGGGCAGCCCCUCCUGAAGCGACCCUUUGAGCUGCUGAUUGCGGCCGCCAUGGAGAGGAACCCCACCCAGUUCCAGCUGCCCAACGAACUGACCUGUACCACAGCACUUCCAGGUACGAGCAAGAGGCGGCGGAAAGAGGAGACCACGGGGAAGAACGUCAAGAGGGCGCAGCACGAGCUGGACCACAACGGCCUGGUCCCCUUGCCUGUCAAAGUUUGCUUCACCUGCGGCAGGAGUUGCCGUGUCGCUCCGCUCAUCCAGUGCGAUUACUGCCCGCUCCUCUUCCACAUGGACUGCCUGGACCCUCCUCUCACGGCGAUGCCGCUGGGCCGGUGGAUGUGUCCGAACCACAUUGAGCACGUGGUGCUGAACCAGAAAAACAUGACCCUCAGCAACCGGUGCCGGGUGUUUGACCGCUUUCAGGACACCAUUUCCCAGCACGUGGUCAAGGUGGAUUUCCUGAACCGGAUCCACAAGAAACACCCUCCCAACCGCCGCGUGGUGCAGUCGAUGAAGAGGAAGGGGUUGAAGGUUCCGGAUGCGGUCAAGUCCCAGUAUCGUGUCCCGCCCCCACUGCUGCCGCCUGCGGCCAUCCGGGACGGGGAGCUGAUCGGCAACGGGUUUUCGGAGGAGCCCUCCUCUACGCGACUCUGCAGCCCGGAGCGCUUCGCCCCCCAGUCGGAGCAGCACGAGUGGUUGCGUAGCGUCAUCGCUCUUCAGUGCAGCAUCUUGAAACACUUGUCUGCUAAGCAGAUGCCGUCGCUGUGGGACUCCGAGCAGGCGGAAAAGGCCGACGUGAAGCCGGCGGUUGUGAGCGACGGGUCCCUGGCCGGCCCCUACCAGGCAGCGGACAAGGCCGGCGCUCCUCCCCUUUACUCGCCCUCCUGCGUCGCCCAAAACUCGCUGCAGGAGGAGGGCCCCUACCCUGCGUGUCCAGACAGGCCCAAGAAAGCGUCUCCCUGCGGGACCGCCAACGGCCCCAGCGCCGCCGCGGAGGUGAAAAUCAACGGGCCCCAUUUCUAUGGGGAGGCCUCCGUGCACUUGACUGACUCCCCCCGGCUGAGCGGGCAUGGGGGCGCCUUCCCGGUGGCCUCCCUCCGGCAGCAGCCAUGGCCUCGGCCCUCCGCUCCCCCCGCCCCCUGCCGGCUCCUCAAUCACACGGCCGGGAUCAAGACUGAGAACGCGGCGGACCCUGUCUCCUGCACGCACCGGGGCUCCGUGCCGACGGCGGGCGUGGCGGCUCCCGUCCCCGGUUCGUGCGCCACCCUGGAAGCGGCCGGCGCCUUGCCAAGGAAGAGCACACCGCCAGCCCCUGUCGGGCCCCUCCUGGCCGCCGAUCUCGGGACGAUGGAGUCUCCGCUGACGGCCACUCGGGCGCUCACCCCACCCCAGGCGGCGGCCACCGCGGGGGCGGCCCAUGGCUUCUGCUUGCCGGCACCGCCUCCAGACGAGAAGAUCAGCCCCAGCGCCUUGUCCCUGGGGAGCGUUUUAUCAGCCCCCUCCCUGCUCUCUUCCAACUCUUCAUCUGCGCUGGAGCUCACCAGCUCCCUGAAAGCAUUAAUGGAUGGCGGCGGAGAGAUUGAGAUCAACAUGCUGGAUGAGAAGCUGAUCAAGUUCCUGGCCUUGCAGAGAAUACACCAGCUGUUCACUUCCAAAACCCAGCCCUACACGGGCAGCGCCAGUGCCCGGCAACCCAGCCCCACGUCCCACCCUGCUGAAGGGCAGGGGAAGGAGGUGCAGGCCCGAGCCGUCUUCUACCCUCUGCUGGGGAUGGGCAGUGCUGUGAACAUGUGUUACAGAACCCUCUACAUCGGGACAGGGGCAGAUAUGGACGUGUGCCUUACGAACUACGGUCACUGCAACUACGUCUCGGGCAAGCACGCCUGCAUCUUCUUUGACGAGAACACCAAGCAUUACGAGCUGCUCAACUACAGCGAGCACGGGACGACGGUAGACAACGUCCUGUAUUCGUGCGACUUCUCCGAGAAGACUGCCCUCGUGCCCCCCAGCAGCAUGGUUGCCAAAGUGCAGAGCGUGAUCAAGCGGCACAAGAGCCGAAAGACGCAGCAGCAGCAGCAGCCGCAGCAGCAACAAGAGGAGGACGGACGGCCCAGCGAAGAGGGGGGCGCCCGUGCCGCGUCCCCCGCCGCGGAGGCGAUGCGGGCCCAGGCCCAAGGGCCGGCCCCGAGGCCCUGCAACUGCAAAGCCAGCAGCUCCAGCCUGAUCGGGGGCAGCGGGGCCGGCUGGGAGGGGACCGCCCUGCUGCACCACGGCAGUUACAUUAAGCUGGGCUGCCUGCAGUUCGUCUUCAGCGUCACGGAGUUUGCGACCAAACCGCCCAAGGGGGAGGCCUCGGCCUUCGGACAGGACGCGGACUUGGAAGAGAAGGUCUCGGCUCUGAAGGCCCACCAGGUCCCCGUGCUGCGCUCGAACUCGGUGCCCUAGGGGCGGCCAGCGGACAGGCAGAGGAAGGAGACCGGAGGCGGCUCAAGAGGAGGGGCAGCCGCCCUUCAGAGAGAGAGAGAGAGAGAGAGAGAGAAAGUGAGGAGGGACGGUGCGAUGUACAUGAAACCACGCGUCUGUCUGGAUUAUGUCCCCCAACCACCCACCCCACCCAGGCACACACGGACGGGCGACAGACUGUUGGUGCCCUUUGCAUGAAAUGAAGAACUCUUAAUUUUUUUUUCUUCUUUUUUUAUCGUUUGCUCAAGUUUUAGGGCAUUUGCACAUAUAUUUGUACUAUACAUUUCAUUUUAAAGAAAAAGAAAAAAACAAAAAGGAAAGAGGAAAACUGCAGCGCGAAGAGGGGGGGGGAAAUG
Molecule: messenger RNA, 3626 nt
Organism: Pogona vitticeps (central bearded dragon)
Lineage: Eukaryota; Metazoa; Chordata; Lepidosauria; Squamata; Agamidae
Source: RefSeq, a predicted model, not a curated record